CUUCCUCCUGCUCCUCCUCUCCUCUUCCUCCUGCUCCUCCUCUUCCUCUCCCCCUCCUCCUCCUCCUCUCCUCUCCUCCUCCUCGGCUGUGGUGCUCGGGAGGCUCCUGGUCCUAUUGAUUGAUUCUGAUCAGAGCCCAGGGCUCCAGGACCUCCAGGGCUCCAGGACCUCCAGGGCUCCAGGACCUCCAGGACCUCCAGGGCUCCAGGACCUCCAGGACCUCCAGGGCUCCAGGACCUCCAGGACCUCCAGGGCUCCAGGACCUCCAGGACCUCGGGGCUCCGUCAGAGAGUGAUGCAUGCUGGGGUCUGUCUCCCGUGAGACGAGCUGAUCGGCGGCGGCGGCCCGUCUCUCGCUCCUAUGCAGAGCCUCUGCAGGGUCAGGAUGCAGUUUCGGACUGUGCUGGACGUGAAAGUCGUGGACGUGGAGAAGAGGCGCAACCCGUCCAAACACUACGUAUAUCUCAUCAAUGUCACCUACUCGGACAACACCUCCCACAUCGUCUACAGAAGAUACAGCAAAUUCUUUGACCUACAGAUGCAGAUACUUGACAAGUUCCCAAUUGAGGGAGGGCAGAAAGACCCAAAGAAGAGGAUCAUCCCAUUUCUCCCAGGAAAAAUCCUGUUCCGGAGGAGUCAUGUGCGAGACGUGGCCAUGAAGCGGCUGCGAUUCAUCGACGACUACUGCAGGGCGCUGGUGCGACUGCCCCCUCAGAUCUCUCAGAGUGAGGAGGUGCUGCGCUUCUUUGAGACAAAGGCCGAGGACGUCAACCCCCCAGCAGAGGACUAUGGCUCCAAGCGCAAGUCGGGGAUGGACAGCUCGGAGCCGAUGGUGCUGGAGCAGUACGUGGCCGUGGCCAAUUACGAGAGGCAGGAGAACUCGGAGAUCAGCCUCAAGGCCGGGGAGACGGUGGACGUGAUCGAGAAGAGCGAAAGUGGUUGGUGGUUCGUCAGCACAGCAGAGGAGCAGGGCUGGGUGCCGGCCACGUACCUGGACUCCCAGAAUGUUACCAGAGAUGAUUUGGAUCUUGGCACUUCUAGGACUGGAGAAGUUACUAAGAGACGGAAGGCACAUCUGAAGAGGCUGGACCGCCGCUGGACCCUGGGGGGUAUAGUCAACCGCCAGCAGAGCAGAGAGGAGAAAUACUUGACCAUACAGCCACACACCAGCCAAGGGAAGGAUGAAGUGACUUUUGAGAAAGGGGUCACCGUGGAGGUCAUCCAGAAGAACUUGGAGGGCUGGUGGUACAUCAGAUACUUAGGGAAAGAGGGCUGGGCCCCGGCCUCCUACUUGAAAAAGGUGAAAGAAGACUUCUCCCCCCGCAAGAAGACCCUGACAGGCCCCGUGGAGAUCAUCGGCAACAUCAUGGAGAUCAGCAACCUGUUGCAAAAGAAGUCGGUCAGCGAGAAGGACAUCCAGACCGACGCAGAGGGGAGCACCACGCCGGAGCGCCACUUCUCCAAGAGCGAGAUCAGCCUGCCCAUGCCCUACAACUCUGAGAUCAACGCCGAGACCGGCAGGAGGCUGAGCGCGGGCCGUGACACCAACAGCCCGUGUCUGGGAAUAGCAGCGAGUAGUGCUGCCCUGAAUGAGAGUAAAGGGAGGGGCGAGCCAGGGUCCCCAGCUGUAGCCAGAGUGGCUCCGCACAGAGUGGAAAUUGGCUUUGAUGCUGUAGGGUCUCCAAAUCUGAGACAGAAACCUCCUCCACGAAGAGAAACCAACUUGGGAUUCCAGUUACCCAAGCCUCCAGAGCCCCCUGCUGUGGAAGCAGAGUAUUACACCAUAGCAGAUUUCCAGUCCUCCAUCUCUGAUGGCAUCAGUUUCCGUGGAGGACAAAAGGCUGAUGUGAUAGAGAAGAACCCUGGAGGCUGGUGGUAUGUGCAGAUUGGCGAGAUGGAGGGCUGGGCCCCCUGUUCCUACAUCGACAAGCGCAAGAAGCCCAAUCUCAGCCGUCGGACCAGCACCCUGACACGGCCCAAAGUCCCGCCCCCAGCUCCUCCUGUUAAAAAACAAGACUCUGAGGAGGCUCCUCCUCCAACUAACUCUGCCUCUAAAGCCUUAGAGCCGCCGAGCAGGCCUGUGUAUGAGGAACCUGAAUAUGAUGUUCCUGCAAUUGGUUGCGAAGGUGAAUCGGACGCAGAUUCUCUAAAGGAUGAGCGUGCCCUGGAUGUGAAGAUCAGCAGUGUGGCCAGCGACAAGUACCGCAGCUCCCCUCCUUCCUGUAAGGCCUCUCCUCCUUCCUGUAAGGCCUCUCCUCCUUCCUGUAAGGCCUCUCCUCCUUCCUGCAAGGCCUCUCCUCCUGUCUGCAAGGCCUCUCCUCCUUCCUGUAAGGCCUCUCCUCCUGUCUGCAAGGCGUCCCCUGUGUUCACUCAUCGCAAAGCUUCCUUCAGGUCUGCAGAGGAGGUUGCGAAAGAGGAGUGUAUCUAUGAGAACGACGGCUUCAGGCCAAGCAGUGGUGUUGAAAGAACUUUAGUCAAAGGCUCCAGUGAGCCAAAUUCUCCAAGGAGCUACCAUUCCUCCACAGUUCCACGCAAACCAUCCGGAUCCUCGCCUUUCGCUGGUAGACCCAUGAAAACCGUGACGCCAGAGAUGAACCGGAGAAGCCAGACCCUGGGCCGACACAUAGAUAUCAGGUUCAGGUCGCAGGACAACAGCCCCGGCUCUUCAUCAGAUGAAUUGAGCAGAGGCCCCAAGAAAGGCUCUGCCUUCAGCCGGGAUGUGGAGCAGAGAAUAGGUCAGAGCCCCUCCACCAGGCCCAAGCCUUCUGUCAGACCUAAACCACUACUGACCAAGUCAGAGCCCCAGAGUCCUGAGAGGAUGGACAUCGGCUCUUUGAGGCGGCAGCUGAGGCCCACAAGUCAGUUUCGGCCUCAUGGCCUCAAACCUACUCGUGGGGACGACUCUGAGACAGCCUCUGUCAUCUCAUCAGAGGACUCGAUGUGUUCACGCAGUACCUCAGAUCUCUCUUCUGUCUACUCCAAAGGGAGCCGUGGUGACUCAGACGUGGAAGGUCCCAAUCUCUACCGUUCCCUGGAUGUCUACAAGAAGGUCCAGGACUCUGAGAUCAGCUUUCCAGCAGGGGUGGAGGUUGAGGUUCUGGAGAAGCAGGAGAGCGGUUGGUGGUACAUUCGUUGGGGAUCCGAGGAGGGCUGGGCUCCCUCGUACUACCUGGAACCUGUCAGACAAGUGGUUGAUGUAGCUGGGUUGGACCUAAAUAGACAUGGGAGUGGUGGGAGUAAGUCCAACAGCCUGGAGAAAAACGAGCAGCACGUUUUGGCCCUCAACAACAUCAAUAUUCAGGGUCUGAGCCAGCCGCAUCAAGGCCUGAGAAGAGAUUCUCCGCCAAUUCCGUCUAAGCCUCCUGGUGGCUUCUCAAAGCCGUCCGGGAUAGUUAAUGGAGGUGUUCGGAUGAGGAACGGGGUACGCCAGGUGGCAGUGAGGCCUCAGUCUGUGUUUGUGACCACAACACAGCCAGCCAAGGAUGCCCACUACAUGACCGGGUCUCUGAGGCGGAAUGACUCCCUUGGCAGAAGCGAUCACUAUGGCUCCGGUUCUGCCACCCUCGGUGUCCGCCGGAAUGCCUCCUUCAGCACCGUGCGUCCACACGUGGUUGUUGAAAGUCAGACGAGGCCCGCCGAGCGCUCCGGCCUGGGGUCCUCUGGGAGCGCAUUCAGCACAAGCAAUGUCCAGGACGCCCUUAGCAGAGUUAACCAACGCAACGGCAUCCCUGUGUCAACGGUUCGACCCAAGCCCAUAGAGAAGAGCCAACUGAUCCACAAUAACCUUGGCAGGGAUGUGUACGUGUCCAUCGCUGACUAUCGUGGCGAUGAGGAAACAAUGGGUUUCACUGAGGGCACCUGUCUGGAGGUAUUGGAAAGAAACCCCAAUGGAUGGUGGUACUGCCAGGUGCAGGACAGCCUGCUACCCCGCAAGGGCUGGGUUCCCUCCAACUACCUGGAGCGGAAGAAAUAAACCCCACCCACAUCCUUCCCCUGCCCCUCCCCCUUUUGAUGUCUUCAAGGACGUUGGUGGCAUCACUCCUUAAGAAUGUUACCCGCACUCUCAUGUAAGCAAUAUGUCCUUGAAAAUGUACAUUGACGACUGUGUGUAAAAAGAAAGAUAUUUUCAUCUGAUUAGGAAGGACACUUUUAGUGCUGGUUUACUAAAAUGUAUACAAGGACGAGUGUAAAGGUUUGAAGUCAUUUGGCCGGCAACAAGAGACAGGAAUGUGGGAUUGGUCAUCUGUGUGUGAGGGAACUUGAAGAGGAUGGUUUCUUUGAGAUGGACCAGUGUAUGAAUGGGAGUGAUAGCCUCUUAAAGAGGCUGGAAACAUGUAAUCCAGAAGUUGAGCAGCAAAAUGGUUAUGCUCAUUCCUGCCCAUCACUGACGCUGAUGGCCGAUAAGUGCCUUUUGUAUUUGAUGACCUGAAUGGAGGUCUUAAUGGUGGAUGGCAAAACGUUCAAUCAACCAAAUCUUUUCGAGUGCCAUAGGCCUAUGAAUACCACCAGGAGUAUUUCAAUAGCCAAUCAAGAGCUCCACUUUUGAGUGCCCAGAGUGCAACGUUUCGAUCCAGAGGGCUGUAAUUGGUCCAACACAGAUUUAAGAAUAAAAAACAGAGAUUUAAGUUAGAAUUUAUUCCUUUUAGGCUGAAAAUCAUCAAGCAAACUAAAACAUCAUUUUAAUUUCAUUAUCUGUAUUUUUUAUUUCGUUUCAUUGUUCAUGUUAUAAUGUAUUGUGUUAAUGCAAUUCUUAGAGAAUUAUUUCUGCUUUCUUGUGACAUCUGUUUUCCACCCGGAGCCUAGAAUUGGAAAAGUUAAAGCUCCUGCCUCAUGUCGAGUACCAUUUGACACUGGCAAAGACACAGGAGGUUCUCAGCUUUCAUAAAUUGGCAUUGCUUUGUCUUAGAUCCCACAGCCCAAGAAUUGUUUGGGGAUAUUCAUGCUUUCAAUCCCAGAUAUAACUAUCUGGAAUAAGAAAUGUAUAUUUAAAAAAAAAUAACAGUCAGAUCUUUUAGUUUUCUGGAAAAACAAAGAACAACUUGUAAGUUUAUCCCAAAAACAAAAACUCCUCAUAUCGGGUUAAUCUUGGCUAAUAAGAAAAUAAAAAAGACAAAGCUUUGGUUUACUUCAGUGAUUUUAGUUCCAGCAACAUUUCAUUUUGUAUGUAUUUUGUUUUAUCGCUGUUACAGAGAUUGGGUGAAAUAAUUGAAUUCCAGGGACAUAUUUGAUUCGAAUUUAUCCCAAAAUGUGAUCAAACCAAAGAGGAAAUGUUCUUUCAUUGGCUGUUUUAUUUAAUACUUCUCCGCAAAUGCAGAACUGAAAUAUGAGAAUUUGACAUUCUGAGCUAAAAUGUAACUUUCAAAAUUCAAAUGGCUAAUGUUCAAGACUGCUGAAAUCCAUUUUCUAAUGAGCGGUGUGAGCUCUCUGUGUGAGGCUGAACACUAACGUUUCAUCUUGUUUCUGCUGGACAGUAUCACAGUAUUAAACAAAGUACAGUACCUGCUAGAUCGCAGUUAUCUAUUUUAGCAAAACCAUAUUUUUGUUUGUCAAUGUGUUACUCUGUGAUCACACAGUGACAAUAAUGAGGAACGAAGUGGUUCUGUUUUGUGGUUUAGUGCACCUUAAACCUGAUUUAUGGUGCAUUAAUGUAAAGAUGCAGUAAAUACUCAGCAUUUUAUUUAUUGAAUACAUUUUUGUAAUUAUUUAAUCUCUCUAUUCUUUUUUUCCAUUAUCUCAAAUGAGAGGUGGAGCUCUGUCCAUGACAGUGACCACACCAAAGUUUGACUAGAACUGGAGAAGUAGUGACCUCUAGUGGGAGCUCAGAGGUCCUACAACAGGAUGUUAUCCCCUCCUCAAGGCCUACCAGCCGUCCUGCCUCAGUGUAAGAAUCAAACGCACUGCUGGUCAGUGACCAAAAACUGUACAGAAUGUAUUCUAUUUUAUUUUUUUUGAAUCUCAGAGCAGCUAAAAUAUUUUUUGUAUUGGGCAAUAAUUAUUAUAGGUUUUAUUUUAUAAAAAAGGGUUUCUAUUUUUUCCUCCAUGCUGUGUUCUGCAACUUUAGCAAAUCAAGGGCACUUCCUUCAUCUUUAUUGUGCUUUACAUAAUGCCUGAUUUUAUUUAUUAUCAAUACUUUUAUAUUAUAUCAAGGUUUGACAACUACCUUUUUCCCCCCACUCAAAAUAUGAAUGUAAAGAAAUUACACAGAUUUUCAUUGUUACACAUAUUGGCACCUUGGCAUGCAAAACCUGUCAGUCAACAAAAACAUCGAAAAUAUCAUAAUUUAGUCGAUUGUGUGAGAUUUUUGCACUCAUUGUAGUAUAUGGAAAAUCUAAAUCUAUCCACAGAAGGAUGAAUACUAAGAUUAAGAAUGGAACGUGGCCCAUCCAGACGAAGGCAUUAUGUAAAUGUGUUCAAUCACUUUGUACAUUUCGCCUCAGCACAUAUUAUUAUUAUUGCAUAUGCUUCUUUUGGUUGAUCUGAAUUUACUGAAAUAGUAAGGGAAUGUUCUGUGAGAGGCUUACAUUUAGCUGUGUAGCAUCUAUCUUUACUCAUGCUUUCAACUUUCUAUUCUUGAAUGUUCUUUUUUUGCCCCCUAAAUUCUGAAAUGUAACCGUGAGGAAAUGUGCAAUAGAUCAGAAACACAUCAUGCUACAGGAGGAAUAAUGUCACAGGAGUAGAUGUUCCCAGUCAAACUGCCAGUCGUGAACUUUCACCAUCAUUUCAGUGAAUCAUGUUGGGUGGAUCUGAAAGGGCAGAUGUGAAGGCCCUGAGGGCAUCGAGGACUUUUGGACCAAAGCAGUGUGUGACGUCUCUUUGUCUCCUGACGGGACAGACUUUUUCUCUGCGCUCCUCCGGCCCCGAUCAGCGGUGGACAUGUGACUAGUGAACGGCAUGGCACUGACAUUACAGCCAUCAGGGGUCUUCUUCACAGACGGAGAGUCAAGGGCCCAUCAUCAGGGGCCUCAGUGGCCCUGCUCUGAGCUGUCACGUUCGUGCCUGAAUGGACUUUUGAUAGAUCCUGUUUUUGUGUUCUUGUUGUUUUCUUCAGUUUUCUUUGCUCUCUGGAGUGUGUCCUCUCUGCACCUACAGAUGCCUCUUGACAUUUGCCCACCUCUGCCCAACCGAGUCAGACGUUCUCCUCAGCCAUCAGCGCGGCGAAAGGUGACAUUUGGAACCGAGGACGGGAAAGUAAACAAGAGAGCGGGAGAUGGACGCCCCUUCAGGCCAUUUCAGCUCAAUCCAUCAGCUUCCAGGAUGUACGCCAAAAAAUAGAAAAACCUUUAGUUUUCUCUUUGCCUUAUCCAUGUGUGACCGGUGAACAUGUCCAUGUGCUAACGACUUCCUGUUUGUACAGGCCAAUGAGGCUUGAGUCCAUAAAUCCUUUGUCUGGAGAGUUUGUAGUUAAAGUCCGGCUAAAGUGUGAACAGACUGAAGUAUAUAGAAGUGGAUUGGGGUUCGGAGGCUGAAAUCAUGGCCGCACAUAGUACAGAGUCUGAAUGUUCACAUGUAUCAGCCCAGGGCCUUCAGAGGACACACCCCCAGCCUUUCAUAGAUCACAAUACUGCUUCUUUCAUCACAAUUCUUUUUUUUUUUAUCAUUCAAUUAACCGGACUUUAAACUUAAAGGAAUAGUCGGAGAAAUGCCUUGAUUUGUUCUCUCUCUGAGAGUUGGAUGAGAAGAUCGAUGACAGUGUUUGUCUGUUGUCACUCCCUGUGACCUUUGACCUUCACUGAGCAGAAUGCUCCUUUGACAUGCUCUGCACAGAACCAGGCUAGCUGUUUGGCUCUGUUUGUGAAGCUAAGCUAACUCUCUCCUGGCUCUAGAGAUAUGAGACAUUAGAGUGCCAUCAAUCUUCUCAUCUAUCUCUCUGCAUGAAAGUGAAGAAGUGUAUUUCACAAAAAUGUCAAACUGUUCCUUCAGGUGACAGUCUGCAUCUUCGGCUGCGGCGCUCUGGAAGCUGUGGCGUCCACCGACAGACUAGGAGUGGAUUGGUGGUGCGAACAUAUUUUGCAUUCAUCAGGAGUCAUUCGGGCCAGAGGAAGCAUAUGAGUUUCUCGACAUGUUCUCGGAGGCCAGCAGGGCGAGACAGCUCCGCUUCGCCCACACCCUGAGUCAUCCCUCGCUCUCUUUUUAUUUCAGCAGAAGGGCGUCAGCUCUCAGGCGUGAAGCACCUUAAACCCUGUAAUCCCAAACCCCUCUCUCUUCCUUCUCUCUCCUUCCUCGACACAGAUGAGCAGUCUAUUCCCACUGAAAAGAUUGAGAUCUCUAGGACGGGUCGUGUGUGUGUGUGUGUGUGUGUGUGUGUGUGUGUGUGUGUGUGUGUUAGCAUGAGGAGAUGGAUUAGUUGCAGGAGAACUCAGGAGAAGAGAAUUUGGAGGUCAAGGUGGAGAUUUGGGAGAGCAGGAUGCAGGGAGACACAAGAUGGAUCAGGUAGUGGAUUCUAGGAGACAAGGUGAGAGUGAGGUGAGAGGAGCUGGCUUUGAUAGGAGGAGAGGCGGGGGGGGGGGGCUUCCAACAGGUUCCCCAUUUUAUCCAAGCACUUCAACAAACCUCAAACCUAAUGAGCUCUCCGCUUCCCAACCUGAGCCGGAUCUCAUUACUCCAAACAAGGAUUUAAUUGAUGCUUCUGGAAGCCGGUGAGAGACGAGUGAGUUCACACUACAGCCGCUUCUCUCCGUCGCAGUGUCAGUCCUUCUAUGGAAUAACUUUUAAAACUGAUCCAAAGUCUGCUACUGUCAGUGUCUUCAGAUCUUCUGCAGCCCUGAGGCUGAGUGCUUCAGCAUGCUGUUAUAAGGUUGUUUUUGGGGGAAUAAGACAGAAAUGGCUUCACAUGUUGGAUUCAAUGUCUCCUUUUUAGUUUUAUUCCUCAGUGUUUUUUGUUGCUGAGAAAUGUUGUAAAAGUGAAAGAGGAUUUGAAGCGUUUGCUCACAUCUAAUGAAACAAGCUUUUAUUCAUGAUAGAAAGAAAUCCAAAAGUAGAGUUUAUGAAGGCUGUUGUUGGUAGGUUUGAUGAAAACGUUUCCGUACGUGUGUGGGAGCAGGGUGGAGGUAUUUAGGGAGAUGAACUUGUAGGUUUUUUAAUUAAUAGGAAGUUUUUGUUCGAGUGUGAGUGAAGAAAGAAAGGAGUAAGCGGCGCUGCAGGCCCAAGCCUGGCUGUGAAUAAGAGAGCGCUGAUAAUUUAUGUCAUUCUGAAAACUUCUUCUCAGAGUCCCAGUUGUUUGAGGCGCCAGCGGAUCAGCGGGAGAAAACAGGCUGUGUCGAGGAACGAGGAACGCAGCUGUGUCUCUGUGGCACCUUUCUUUGUCUCUGUUUCAAUCCCCGUUUCUAAUUAGCUCAGCAGUGUGUCUUAAUUAACCUUUGCCAGUCAGACGACACUCCAGCGCUAACAGCGUCCUAAUGAAGAACACUGCAGCUGCUGCGUUCGGCAUGGGGGCCUCUGGGGCCGCCGUUCUGCCUUGGCGACGAGCUGUCCACAGUGAAGGAUGUCCAGGUACAGCUGAGGUAGAUUUAUGAGAAGGUGCAACCUGUUUGAGCCCGGAUGUUGCAUUUAUAGAACAGAGUUUGUCAGCGCCCUGCAGUGGAGAGCAGUGUGCCAAAAACAAAGAAUCUCUGGAAACCCAACGCCGUCAUGCUCUUGAUCUCAAACUGUCGUUAGCAGCAUGUCGACCACUCAAAGUCACACAAUAACAGGUAGAGGCCUGGAGUCGGACCAAAGGAGGUGCUCUCUGUUCUUUUCUUCCUUUUAUUUCCAUUGUUGUUAUGCACAUUGUGUUUAACUCUCUCUUCAAGCUCCCUGUUUUCAAAAGAUAUGCCAAGAUUAGAGUGAGCAGCUUCAUCAUCCAAUGAGGAGUCAUCCAUGGUGACAGGGACACACACCUGUCUGUCCAAAGCACCAUCAUAGUGCUCACUGGUGCACUAGGACACCCUGCAUAGGAGCAUUCCUUUUGAAAACAGGGCCUUUUCUUAUCUACUGUUUCAUUUUGUAUCUUGUACAUGUUUACAUUGUAUCUCGCAUUUCCCAAAAGAGAAACAAUAUUAAAUGUAUUA
This is a messenger RNA of Anoplopoma fimbria (sablefish), 10045 nucleotides long. It is a transcript of the gene sh3pxd2aa, whose product is annotated as SH3 and PX domains 2Aa. NCBI's taxonomy places the organism in Eukaryota, Metazoa, Chordata, Actinopteri, Perciformes, Anoplopomatidae. Gene Ontology annotation, biological process: superoxide anion generation. Bases 361 to 3972 code for a protein of 1203 amino acids. The transcript has 15 exons. Gene Ontology annotation, molecular function: phosphatidylinositol binding; protein binding; superoxide-generating NADPH oxidase activator activity. The record is from RefSeq and is a predicted model, not a curated record.